Phytophthora infestans T30-4 is the source of this 351-nucleotide messenger RNA. RefSeq lists its product as uncharacterized. The transcript is spliced from 2 exons. Bases 1 to 351 code for a protein of 116 amino acids. The record is from RefSeq and is a predicted model, not a curated record. Lineage: Eukaryota; Oomycota; Peronosporomycetes; Peronosporales; Peronosporaceae.
AUGAUGCGCGAGCAGCAACAGUUCUUAGCACAAACUGCAGAGCUACAACAACAAAUGGCAGCGACGCUUCAGCAGCAGCAGCAACAAGUGCCAGCCCCACAACAGCAGCCUGUGGAUGCGGCGCCGGCUCCUGAUACAAGGGAGUAUCGUGCAGAGGGCAUCACAAUGCCCACGUUUUACGGCACGAAGGACGCCGACGUAGCGGACUACAUGUUCAGCGCGCGGCUGUACUUUGAGUCGAAGAAUAUCCAGUACGGUGACGAAGCUCCACAGCAACGGCCUUUGUCAUUGCUGGUGGCCAAUCUCAAAGUCCCCGCUGCUGCGUGGUACCGCGAUUUGAAGAGUAGCUGA